CUGUAUUAUAUAUAAUUUAUGUCGUAUGCACUGUAUAAUAAGAUGAUAAUCGGUAUAUUUUGCAUGCAUAUGAAUAAAAAAAAAAGCCAUGCACACAUCAAUUUUCAGUUUUAACACCCAAUUCCUGCCUAUUAAGAACAAAGCGCGCUUAAUUUAAUAUUUAGAGAAAGGAUGAAGCAAACAAAAAACCUAACCUAAAGCAAUGCAUGUGACAAAACACGAUGCACUUUAUUGACUUUUUGUGUUUUAAAGCUGCGGCUGGAGCAGAUGGUGUUCGUGGAGGAGGAGGAGGAGGAACAUCGAAGCUCUGGCUCUGUGCUGCUCUCAGAUCAGUUCAGUCUGAGAUACAUCAACAUCCAGGAGAAGUCUCUGUGUGUCUGUGGAAUCGCGGAUCUAUGGCACAGGGACAGGACAGAUAUUCAGGAUGAUGUGAAAGAGGGGAUUUAAUGACUCUUCACUUUAGACUCAACUUGGAAAAUUACAUGCGCAACUUGUUUUGAUUGCUGGGGAUUUUCACCAUGGCUUUCCUGUGGCUCUUUCUGCUGAUCAGAGGAAAUGUGUGAACACUUGCACAUAUACAGCUGCACACAAGCGAAGUUUCACAUCUGUGAAGUAACCACUUGGACAGGAGGCUCAGGAUGAGAAGAUGGCAGCCAUACUGUUUCAACCGGGUCCUGACAGUCUACACCGGUUCACUCGUGAGUCCCUGGCUGGAAUCGAGCAGCGGAUCGCAGAGGAGCAGGCCCGCAAUGCCAAGAAGUACAAGGAGGACCUGGGCGACGUGGAGCCGCUCAAGUCCCAGGCCGACCUGGAGGCCGGAAAGCAGCUCCCGCGAAUCUUUGGAGACAUUCCUCCUGGACUGGUGGGCGUCCCUCUGGAAGACAUCGAUCCGUUUUACUUCCAGAACAGGAGAACUUUUGUAGUACUGAACAAAGGGAAGGCCAUCUUCCGGUUUAGUGCCACGUCUGCACUCUAUAUUUUUAGCCCUUUUCAUCCCGUUAGAAGAGCAUCAAUAAGGAUUUUAGUUCACUCUUUAUUCAGUCUUUUCAUUAUGUUCACUAUUUUGACGAACUGCUGCUUCAUGGCCAUGUCUGAACCAGCGCAGUGGGCCAAAUACGUCGAGUACACUUUCACUGGUAUUUACACGUUUGAGUCGUUGAUAAAGAUCCUGGCGCGGGGUUUCUGCAUCGGCCCCUUCACCUUCCUGAGGGACCCCUGGAACUGGCUGGACUUCAGCGUGAUUGUUAUGGCAUAUGUUACUGAGUUUGUGGACUUGGGCAAUGUCUCAGCGUUACGGACAUUCAGGGUUCUGCGAGCACUGAAAACUAUCUCAGUCAUCCCAGGCCUGAAGACGAUCGUGGGCGCUCUGAUCCAGUCGGUGAAGAAGCUUGCAGACGUGAUGAUCCUGACGGUCUUCUGUCUCAGCGUCUUCGCUCUCAUCGGCCUGCAGCUCUUCAUGGGAAACCUGCGGCAGAAAUGCGUCCGAAGCACUGCACACUGUCUCAACUCCACCGUACCUUCACACAACAACAGCACUUUCUUCUGCAAUAACAGAACCUGGUCCUCGCUGGAGGACUUCAUCACUAAUGAAGAUAAUUACUUCAAAGUGGAUGGAGCCAAGGAUGCCUUAAUAUGUGGGAACGCGAGUGAUGCUGGGAAAUGUCCGGAUGGUUUCGAAUGUAUGAAGACCGGACGAAACCCGAACUACGGCUACACCAGCUUCGACACCUUCGGAUGGGCUUUUCUCUCGCUUUUCAGACUCAUGACACAAGACUACUGGGAAAACCUCUAUCAUCACACGCUGCGCUCGGCGGGAAAAGCGUACAUGGUGUUUUUUGUGCUGGUGAUCUUCCUGGGCUCCUUUUACCUGGUGAACCUGAUCCUGGCUGUGGUGGCCAUGGCAUACGAAGAGCAGAACCAGGCCACCAUCGCAGAAGCCCUUCAGAAAGAGCAAGAGUUUCAGCUCGCCAUGGAACAGCUGAAGAAGGAACAGCAGGUGGCUCAGAAAGCACAAGAAACCGAGUCCAUCUUGACGGCCGAUGUGUCUCCAUUCUCCUCACAAGGCAAUGGGAAUCUGGACCGGAGGAAAAGCUCGAGGCCGCUGUCCGAAGGAACGGAUGACGGAAGCAACGACAAAUCAGCCAAGAUGGACACUAUAGAGGAGAUGAAGCAAACGCACUCUUUGUUGGUGCGCACUCUCUCCUUACGAGCACGACGGGAGAGUCAGGUCAGCGUCUUCAACUUCCGGCCGCCGAACAAAGACUCGGAGCUAGAUUUCGCUGAUGAUGAGUUCAGCAAUCAUGGAGAUUCGGACAGCCGUGGUGGGGCGCUGGCUCUGCCCUGGAGCAGGAGACGGACCAGCGCUCAGAGCACCUGCAGCCACAGCUCGCAGUUCUUCUUCCCGAGUCUCAACAUCAACGGGAAACUCUUCGUGGCCAUUGAUCAGAACGGCAUCUCGGGCCAGGGACCGCUGUCUCCGCUGCCACUGCCCACCUGCACCAUGGAGAAGGUCAAGGAGGAGAGCGGACACAAUUCCAGCAAUGAGCUGAGCAGUAUGCUCCUGCCACAGCUGCCCCAGGAGGGACGAGACCGGGCCCUGAGCGCCACCAGCUACAUCACUGAUGCAAUGGAAGAGCUGGAGGAGGCGCAGCAGAAGUGUCACCCGUGCUGGUACGUGUUUGCACACAAGUAUCUGGUGUGGACGUGUUCCCCCGACUGGCUGAAGGUGAAGGAGUGGGUGAAGUUCAUGGUGAAUGAUCCGUUCCUGGACCUGACCAUCACUAUCUGCAUCGUUCUCAACACGCUCUUCAUGGCUCUGGAGCACUAUCCCAUGACAGACGAGUUCAACCGCAUGCUGUCUGUGGGGAACCUGGUGUUCACAGGGAUCUUCACAGCGGAGAUGGUCCUGAAGAUCAUCGCUCUGGAUCCCUAUUAUUACUUUCAGCAGGGCUGGAACAUCUUUGACAGUCUGAUCGUGAGUCUGAGUCUCAUGGAGCUGGGUUUGUCCAACGUGGAGGGUUUGUCCGUCCUGCGCUCCUUCAGACUGCUGCGAGUCUUCAAGCUGGCGAAGUCGUGGCCGACGCUGAACACGCUCAUAAAGAUCAUCGGGAACUCGGUGGGCGCUCUGGGGAACCUGACCCUGGUUCUGGCCAUCAUCGUCUUCAUCUUCGCUGUGGUCGGCAUGCAGCUGUUCGGGAAGAACUACGAGUCGUGCGUGUGUAAGAUCUCCAGGGACUGUACGCUGCCUCGCUGGCACAUGAAGGACUUCUUCCACUCGUUCCUCAUCGUGUUCCGGGUCUUGUGCGGAGAGUGGAUCGAGACCAUGUGGGACUGUAUGGAAGUGGCCGGACAGCCGCUCUGCAUCCUGGUCUUUAUGCUGGUCAUGGUCAUCGGGAACCUGGUGGUUUUGAACCUCUUCUUGGCGUUGCUCUUGAGCUCCUUCAGCGCAGACAACCUCUCAUCUCCGGACGACGACGGUGAAAUGAACAACCUGCAAAUCGCCAUCGCUCGCAUCCAGCGCGGGAUGCUGUGGCUCCGGCAGGCGCUCUGCGACUUCUUCAACGGGAACUUCAAGCGCCGCCGGCAGAAGGCCAAGGAGGCCAAAGCCAUGCUGAAGCUGAAGAGACUGAGCCAGCAGACGCACUGGGCCGAGGGUAACGGGACGGCCGUCAUCGAGCGCGCCACGGAGGACGACAGCUACAUGACCAACCCCAACCUCACCAUCAGUGUCCCCAUCGCUCCCGGAGAGUCCGACCUGGAGUUCCCCGAGGAAGAUGAUGACGAGGAGGAGGAGGAGGAGGAGGAAGAUGAGGCCAGCGAAGGCUCAGAGGAGGAACAAGAGGAAACCAAACGAAGUGAUGAGACCAGCCUAUCAGAGGGCAGCACGAUUGACCUCAGGAAACCUGGCGAGGAGGAGGAUGAAUACUCUGAGACGGCUGAAGAGGCAAUGGAUCCAGAAAACUGCCUUCCUGACUUUUGUGUGCGUCGCUUUAAGUGCUGUGAUAUCAACACGUCCGAGGGUCUGGGUCGAGCCUGGUGGCAUCUGAGGAAGACCUGUUAUCAGAUAGUGGAGCACAGCUGGUUUGAGUCCUUCAUCAUCUUCAUGAUCCUCCUAAGCAGUGGAGCACUGGCAUUUGAAGACAUUUACAUUGAACAAAGGAAAGUGGUCAAAGUGGUGCUUGAAUACGCAGACAAGAUCUUCACCUACAUCUUCAUCUUGGAAAUGGGUCUGAAGUGGAUCGCCUACGGUUUCAGGAAGUACUUCACCAACUACUGGUGCUGGCUGGACUUCCUCAUUGUCGACGUGUCAGUGAUUGGUCUGGUGGCACGUGUGGUCAGUUAUGAUCAGAUUGGCUCUAUGCGGGUUCUGCGGACGUUCCGGGCGCUCCGGCCUCUCCGUGCUGUAUCUCGCUUUGCUGGGAUGAGGGUGUCUAUCGUAAGCCUUGUAGCAAACACGCUGGGCUACUCGGACUUUUCUGCCAUCAAAUCUCUCCGAACGCUUAGAGCCCUCAGACCGCUGAGAGCACUGUCCCGGUUUGAAGGCAUGAGGGUGGUGGUGAACGCUCUGAUCGGGGCGAUCCCGUCCAUCAUGAACGUGCUGCUGGUGUGUCUCAUCUUCUGGCUCAUCUUCAGCAUCAUGGGAGUCAAUCUGUUCGCGGGGAAGUUCGGCCGCUGUGUCAACCGCACCGGCUUCAUCUUCAACGCCUCCUUCAUCAACAACAAGAGCGAGUGUCUGGAGAUGAACAGCACGCAGUAUUACUGGAGCAAAGUCAAGGUUAACUUCGAUAACGUGGGCGCUGGGUACCUCGCUCUGCUGCAGGUGGCCACGUUCAAGGGCUGGAUGGAGAUCAUGUACGCCGCGGUCGACUCACGAUCUGUGGAAGAGCAGCCCAUUAAAGAGAACAGCCUGUACAUGUACCUAUACUUCGUCAUCUUCAUCAUCUUCGGCUCCUUCUUCACGCUCAAUCUCUUCAUCGGUGUCAUCAUUGACAAUUUCAACCAACAGAAGCGAAAGUUAGGAGGACAGGACAUCUUCAUGACAGAAGAACAGAAGAAAUAUUAUAACGCCAUGAAGAAACUGGGAACCAAGAAACCUCAGAAACCCAUCCCUAGGCCUACUAACUCGAUCCAAGGAUUCUUCUUCGACUUGGUGUCCAAACAAGCCUUCGACAUCAUCAUAAUGCUGCUGAUCAUCCUGAACAUGGUGACGAUGAUGGUGGAGACGGACGAACAGUCUCCCAGCCUCGAGGUCAUCCUUUACUACGUCAACUUGGCCUUCAUCGUCAUCUUCACCACCGAGUGCAUCAUCAAACUCAUCGCACUGCGCUGCUACUUCUUCACCGUCAGCUGGAACAUCUUCGACUUCGUAGUUGUCAUCCUCUCCAUUGUGGGUAUCGUUCUCGCAGACAUCAUCGAGAAGUACUUCGUCUCGCCCACACUCUUCCGCGUAAUACGCUUGGCUCGAAUCGGACGAAUCCUUCGCCUCAUCCGCGGCGCCAAAGGAAUCCGGACAUUGCUUUUUGCUUUAAUGAUGUCUCUCCCAGCGUUGUUCAACAUCGGCCUCCUGCUGUUCCUCGUCAUGUUCAUCUACGCUAUCUUCGGCAUGGCCAACUUCGCUUACGUCAAGAGGCAAGCCGGCAUCGACGACAUGUUCAACUUCGAAACCUUCGGAAACAGCAUGAUCUGUCUCUUCCAGAUCACAACGUCCGCCGGAUGGGACAAUCUGCUCAGUCCAAUCCUCAACAACUCUCCGGAGGAGUGCGACCCGGAUAUUCCUCACACCGGGACGAACGUUCGCGGAAACUGUGGGAAUCCUUCAGUGGGGAUAACGUUCUUCGUAACCUACAUUAUUAUUUCAUUUCUCAUCGUGGUCAACAUGUACAUCGCGAUUAUAUUGGAGAACUUCAGCGUGGCCACCGAGGAGAGCACAGAGCCGCUGAGCGAGGACGACUUCGAGAUGUUUUACGAAGUCUGGGAGAAGUUCGAUCAGGAAGCGACGCAGUUUAUCGAAUACGCCAAACUCUCAGAUUUCGCCGACUCACUUUCCGAGCCGCUGCGCAUCACCAAACCCAACAAAAUCAAACUGAUUUCCAUGGACCUUCCGAUGGUGAGCGGCGACAAGAUCCAUUGUUUGGAUAUCCUCUUCGCGUUCACCAAACGUGUUCUUGGAGAGUCGGACGAAAUGGAUGCUUUAAAGCAACAAAUGGAAGAGAAGUUCAUGAUGGCAAACCCAUCCAAGAUCUCCUACGAACCGAUCACGACGACGCUUCGGCGCAAGCAAGAAGAAGUUUCCGCCAUCAUGAUCCAGCGCUCGUAUCGGAGGCAUCUAAUGCGGCGUCAGCUAAAACAAGCCUCGCUACUUUAUCGCCAUCUCAACAUGACAGACGCCGACAAAGACGGCGACAGUUCGCCAGAGAACGAAGGACUUAUAGUUGCGAUGAUAAUGGAGAACUACGGCGCCGAGGACGAAAUUACGGAAACGCACUCGGCUGCUUCGUCUCCGCCUUCGUACGACAGCGUCACGCGAACGACUACCGAGCUUUUUCACGCUCUAAUUCCAGACGCCGCGAACACGGACCUCAGCGAACCUUUGACAGACCGAGAUCGCGAGACGUUUCUGUGACGACGGACGUCUUUUCCUUUUGUUUACCGAAUGUAACAUAGACACAAAAUCCUGCGGUUGUGCGUCAAAGGCUUUUGUAGACUAACUUUUAUUUCUCUUGUUUUGUUUGUUUGGAUAUACAAGGGGAAAGUGUCACACCUUCACAGUUUGAAUGCAUGGAUGAGAUCCGUAGUCGCAGUUAUAGAGGAUGUAAUCAUCGUAUAUUAGACUGAAAGCAACACAUUUUAAUCAAAGCGUCGGCCUGACCGUAAGUUCAUUAAAGGUCUUACUUAACACAGCGUGAUUCCUUUUAAGAUUUGAGAUAAUUUAGAAGAAUCGUAGCGGUGCAACCAUGUAAAUGUUACCAGUCUUGUCUUAGGUUCAUACUUCAAGUCAUUUUUGAAAGCAUGACGAUUACCUCUUUCUUUAGCAAUGAAAGGGCAGUGUUUUAGCCUGAGUAUUUGCACUUUUUUGUUUGUUUUGCCAUUUCUUAUGACGUUUCGCUCAAUGCCAUCACAAGGUGCAGAUAUCGAGACUAGUAAAAGACAAUCAGACAUGCACAAGAAAUGGUCACUUGCUUAAAACCUGUCUAGCGAACUAUUGCACAUGCUCCCUUUCAAAUGCACCACACAUUUGUUUCUCUUGUGAAGUAUUUAUUUUGCAUGUGGAAACUGCAUGGUACGGAGGGGUAACAAGAUCACUGAGAAUAAUUGUUUUGCACACAGUACGUUCAGCAAUAAUUUGCUACAUUUAGGAAUAACCUUAAUGAUACUUAUUGGAAUUGAAAACGUGUCAAAAUUUCUACUGUAACGGCCUCCAGCUGUAACUGUGGCUUAUAUGACUAGUGAAGAUUAUAGCACAUGUGUUUUUCUAUCUCGGGUUGGCAGGUUUGAUGAAGGGCUGUUUUAUGUAGCAAUAGAUCCCAAGUGUGCCUGCUAGAACUAAAUCCUGUGUUUAUAAUUCAUCUUUCUUCAUGCAUUUGUUUUGGUUUUUGUAAAUCGUUCGCAGACUCACCAUAAAUAGCAUCAAACGCAAACCGUUCCAUUGGCGUGCUUUGAUACAUAUUCGCUUAUGGUGGUUUCUAUCAGGAAAUCACAGUAAAAAAGUACUAAUUCAUAGAGAUAAAAAAAAGACAUCUAAACAAAACAUUCUGCAAUGUAUCAUAAAAAUGUCUGUAUGUUAGUGGUACAAAAUAUAUUGUAUGAAACUACAAGGGAAUAGUCCAAUUUGAUAAUCAAUGUUAUUACUACAAUAUUACAAUGUUAUUACUAGUUCCUCUAAAUUAAUUGAGAUGCAAGCAAACAUUCAAAUUAAAUCUACUUUUUUUUUACAUAAGGCUGCUUUAAUACACCAAUAACCUCUUUUUAAAUCCUGAACAUUAAUUACCUUCAAUGCACAAGUGUGUUUCUAAAACGCUGUUGAACUGUAAAUAAGCAUCAAAUGUCACUGUGCAUUUACACAGAUGACUCAACACAGCUUUAUUUACAGGAAAUCUAAUACUUGACCUGUGCAAACUACAUUUACAGGCUUAAAAACCCACAAGGCUAAAAUAGACUCGCGCUCGGUUAAAUGCUAAUGCAAUUAUUCUGACAUAGCGUCACUAAAGGGCGCAGAUGCGAAGCAUUUAUUAUACUGUAUCUUCUCAGAUCGAGGUUUGUUUGCAUUACAUUUGAACACUUGAACUUAAUGUUUUGGACCUUAUUUGGGCUGGAUGUCAUAAUUAAUUUGAUGAAAAUGAGGCUGUGAGCG
Messenger RNA from Carassius auratus (goldfish), 8350 nucleotides. It is a transcript of the gene scn5lab, whose product is annotated as sodium channel, voltage gated, type V-like, alpha b. The record is from RefSeq and is a predicted model, not a curated record. Gene Ontology annotation, molecular function: voltage-gated sodium channel activity; protein binding. The coding region runs from base 647 to 6622 and encodes 1991 amino acids. Gene Ontology annotation, biological process: sodium ion transmembrane transport; neuronal action potential; membrane depolarization during action potential. Lineage: Eukaryota; Metazoa; Chordata; Actinopteri; Cypriniformes; Cyprinidae. The transcript is spliced from 28 exons. Gene Ontology annotation, cellular component: plasma membrane; voltage-gated sodium channel complex.